Messenger RNA from Drosophila serrata, 1470 nucleotides. It is a transcript of the gene Pgk, whose product is annotated as phosphoglycerate kinase. Gene Ontology annotation, cellular component: cytosol. The record is from RefSeq and is a predicted model, not a curated record. Lineage: Eukaryota; Metazoa; Arthropoda; Insecta; Diptera; Drosophilidae. Gene Ontology annotation, molecular function: ADP binding; phosphoglycerate kinase activity; ATP binding. Gene Ontology annotation, biological process: glycolytic process; gluconeogenesis.
UAUGUCUGUGUGUUCAAAUUGGGCGAAGAAGAAGAAGUUCGCGAAGUAAUCAGUGGAAUCUUAUCCCGGAGUCUGUUAGUACGCACCAAAGAAAUCCUCAAGAUGGCCUUCAACAAGCUGAGCAUUGAGAACCUGGACUUGGAGGGCAAGCGCGUCCUGAUGCGAGUGGAUUUCAAUGUCCCCAUCAAGGAGGGCAAGAUCACCAGCAACCAGCGUAUCGUGGCUGCCCUGGAUAGUGUCAAGCUGGCCCUGGCCAAAAAGGCCAAGUCUGUGGUUCUGAUGUCCCACUUGGGUCGUCCCGAUGGCAACAAGAACCUGAAGUACACUCUGGCUCCCGUUGCCGCUGAGCUAAAGACGCUGUUGGGACAGGACGUGACCUUCCUUAACGACUGCGUGGGCGGAGAUGUGGAGGCUGCCUGCAAGGACCCCGCUCCGGGAUCUGUCAUCCUGCUGGAGAACGUGCGUUUCUAUCUAGAGGAGGAGGGCAAGGGCGUGGACGCCAGCGGCGGCAAGGUGAAGGCCGAUCCCAGCAAGGUCAAGGAGUUCCGUGCCAGCCUGGCCAAGCUGGGUGAUGUGUAUGUAAACGAUGCCUUCGGUACUGCCCAUCGCGCCCACAGCUCGAUGAUGGGCGAUGGCUUUGAGAAGCGUGCCGCUGGUCUGCUGCUCAACAAGGAGCUGAAGUACUUCUCUCAGGCUCUGGAUAAGCCACCAAAUCCCUUCCUGGCCAUUUUGGGUGGUGCCAAGGUCGCCGACAAGAUUCAGCUGAUCGAGAACCUGCUGGAUAAGGUCAACGAGAUGAUCAUCGGUGGCGGCAUGGCCUUCACCUUCCUGAAGGUACUCAACAACAUGAAGAUUGGCGGCUCCCUGUUCGAUGAGGAGGGCUCCAAGAUCGUCCAGAAUCUGGUUGAGAAGGCCAAGAAGAACAAUGUGCAGCUGCAUCUGCCCGUUGACUUUGUGUGCGGUGAUAAGUUUGCUGAAAACGCCGCUGUGAGCGAGGCCACCGUUGAGGCAGGCAUUCCCGACGGACACAUGGGUCUGGAUGUGGGACCCAAGACCCGUGAGCUCUUCGCGGCGCCCAUUGCCCGCGCCAAGCUGAUUGUGUGGAACGGACCACCCGGCGUUUUUGAGUUCCCCAACUUCGCCAACGGCACCAAGUCCAUAAUGGAUGGAGUCGUGGCUGCCACCAAGAAUGGAACCGUCUCCAUCAUUGGAGGUGGUGACACUGCCUCUUGCUGCGCCAAGUGGAACACGGAGGCGCUUGUCUCCCAUGUGUCCACCGGUGGCGGCGCCUCGCUGGAGCUCCUCGAGGGCAAGACACUGCCCGGUGUGGCCGCUUUGAGCAACGCCUAAGCGGACGCAAAAUGAAGGUGCUGCUGCGCCCGCUCUCUUUGCAAUAUUUAUAUGUUAAUCAUGUCGUUUAUCUUGUAAGCACAAAAAGUAACCAACAAGUAGUAAAAAGUUAAAGUUGAA